Molecule: messenger RNA, 1206 nt
Organism: Cyclocybe aegerita
Lineage: Eukaryota; Fungi; Basidiomycota; Agaricomycetes; Agaricales; Hemipholiotaceae
Source: the annotation of a GenBank genome assembly
AUGACCACUGCUUCUACACAAGUAAUCUUCUCGAUUCAGGGAAGCGCACUAAGGCUUGACACACGUGCAGACAUCCAACCGCUCUUGGACGCUGUCGAUCCAGAAGUCAUCGAUGAGAUUCAUUUUGGUGGCAACACCAUCGGUGUUGACGCGUCCCUAGCUCUUGCAGAAUUUCUGGCGAGAACCAAGGUUCUUAAGGUCGCUGAUUUUUCAGAUAUCUUCACCGGUCGUCUGAUCUCCGAAAUCCCUCAAGCCCUCUCCGCGAUCUGCGACGCGCUCAUAGACAAGACCUCCCUCGUAGAGAUCAACCUCAGCGACAACGCCUUCGGCGGCCGAUCUGUGAACCCAAUGGUGCCGUUCCUCACGCACAACCGGAGCUUCCAAGUCCUCAAGCUGAACAACAACGGCCUCGGACCCGCUGGUGGCAAGGUGAUCGCGGACGCCCUACGCGAAUCGGCGAGGCUCAGCAAGUCAGAGGGCAAGAAAUCAAACUUGCGAGUGGUUAUCUGUGGUCGGAAUCGCCUCGAGAACGGGUCGGCGCCUGCGUGGGCGGACGCUUUCGCUGAGCAUGGAACGUUGCAGGAGGUUCGGAUGGUGCAGAACGGCAUCCGGAUGGAGGGGAUCACCGCUAUUGCACGAGGAUUGUCGAAGUGCCCCGAUAUCCAGCACAUAGAUCUCCAAGAUAACACAUUCACUGUCGACGGAGAGUUGACUGGGGUGGAGGCUUGGACAGAAGCGCUCACGUCCUGGCCUCUGUUGCACACCCUGAAUCUCUCCGAUUGCGUGCUCUCUGCCGAAGGCGAAGUCCCAACUCUCCUCCAAGCCCUUACGAAAGGAUCAAAUCCUAAUUUGCAUACCCUCCAGCUUCAGAACAACAAUCUCGAGACAGCGACCUUCGCCCUCCUGGCAGGUGCCAUUUCUCAGGGCCUUUCCAGCCUGAUGUCGCUAGAGCUACAGUGGAACGACAUCGAAGAAGACGACGAAAAUCUGGAAACCCUAGCUCUGAGCCUCAAGCAGAGGGGAGGAAAGCUAUUCGCAUCAGACGAAGAGGAGGAGGAAGCGGCAGAAGAAGAGGCAGAGGCAGAAGCAGAGGAGGAAACGAAAGCAGAAGAGACGAAAGCAGAAGAAGCAACAGCCCCGAAGGUUGUAGACGCUGCAGACGAGCUGGCUGAUCUACUCAGCAAAGUGGAGAUCAGGGCCUCUUGA